This is a messenger RNA of Morus notabilis, 782 nucleotides long. RefSeq lists its product as uncharacterized. The transcript has a single exon. NCBI's taxonomy places the organism in Eukaryota, Viridiplantae, Streptophyta, Magnoliopsida, Rosales, Moraceae. Bases 212 to 763 code for a protein of 183 amino acids. The record is from RefSeq and is a predicted model, not a curated record.
AUAAAAAUUUCUGAUAAAUAAAUAUACGUAAAAAAAAAAUUCCUCCCUUUGUUUACAAUUUACAAACACUCAAGAAACUAAUUUCUACAUCCAUUAUAAAUAAAAAAAUCCAUUUUUGCUCUUCCUCUUUGUCUCUCUCUUUCUCCGAGAAAAUCUCCCAUGUUCGUCCUUCAGAGAAAAUCAAGGAAAUUAGCUUCUCAAAUCCACUUCCAUGGAAGCCGCCGUAUUUAAGGAUCGGAGCAAGGAUUUUCCGCUGCCGAAAUCCGAUUCUCAGUCUCCGAGGCCUUCGUCUCAGAACGGAUUCCACUCGGCGCGAAUUCAGAUUCCAGACAUCGAAAUGAUGAUCGAGCAGUCCGCCUCCUCCUCCACCGAGUACACGAGCUUGAAGGACCUUCUGCAGGCGGCGGGGACGGCGAUGUCGCCAACGCCGUCGUCGAGCUGGCACGAGAUUCCGAUCAGGAAUCCGUUGGUGAAGCACGCGGCCAUGGCGUAUCUCCAGCCGAUGUCCACUCCGACGACGUCGUUCGGCGACAGAGGAGGAUUCCUCGGGAGGCUCAAGGAGACGUGCUUGUGCGGUUGCGGCGGCGAGUAUGGCUGCUUCGGGUGGCUCUGCGACGUCGUUUCGCGGAUGGUGAAGGAGGUGUUUGGGGAAUUGGUAUUGGAUAGAAGAAAAAUAAGAGAUAGUGCGGAGGAGGAGGAGGAGGAGGAGGAGGAGGAAGAUUAUGAUGAUGAGGAAGACGAAGACGACGAGAAAGUUGACUGAGAGAAGGAUAGACGAGGGG